Stylophora pistillata is the source of this 2260-nucleotide messenger RNA. RefSeq lists its product as uncharacterized. The record is from RefSeq and is a predicted model, not a curated record. Lineage: Eukaryota; Metazoa; Cnidaria; Anthozoa; Scleractinia; Pocilloporidae.
CUUUUUCUAUGUUCAACUCGACUUUUUAUAUGGUCAACUUGACUUUGUAAUUUCCACAAUGCAUUGCGUUAGGACUCUAACAAAAUGACCGACAAUAACGAAGACUUGCAGCAUAUCUCCUCGGCGUGUGCCAUAGCUAAGCAGGCCCUCGAAGCCAUCGGCAAUCUACAGAAUAAUGACAUUCGAAAUGUGGCAGCGUUCACAGCUACCAACAUUGCUUCGACUUCCUCUGUUCCAUCAUCAAGCCCUUCGAUUGCAGCAGAGCUCGCUCGUCGAUUUCCAACUUACAGCGCGCGUGGGGUCACCGCAACUAGAAAACGAACUUCAGCGAGUGCUUUUAUGAGUUCCAAGUCACGAGGAAACAAGAGUGGGCGUCCCAGUAAGACAAUUUUCCACAAAGACCUGGUAAUAAUUCCAAACUCUAAUGCAAACCAAGUACCAAGUCACGUCAACAGAGUGAAGCUCGAAGAGAGGGGCUUGAUUAUCCACCAGCUUCCUUUUAAUAGAAACUGGUCUUACUUAGACUUGAAAAGAAAUAUUGAAAGUCAACUUCCAAGAGAGGAUAUUAUGUUUGAAUACCUCAAGGCUUGUUAUGGAACUCUAGUAACGCCAAAACUAGCAAAGGGAGUUAGAAUGGAUGGUGAGAGAAUAAUAAAACUCUUCAGGUCAAGGGAGUGUGUAAUCAGAUGUCUGGAGCCCUUUGAAGAGAUAGAUAGGGAUGAAGAUGAUGAAGAGCUUAUGAUACCAUCAUUUACUCAAUUCACUGGUGACCUCUCAGAAAACCUCGUUCAUGGAAGUUCCUCAUCAUUGCAACAUCAAAACAGUAAAGCUGUAUCCACAGACCCGGGGGAACUACUUAUGACCGAAGAUCCAAUGCCUUACUUGCCAGAAAUGGAGAACAAUGAGUCAGUUAAUAGUUAUGAAGUGGUAGUUGAUGUUAAUGAAAUAUUUCCACCAACUUCACCAUCAAAUAAUGGUGAAGUGCCAACUAAAGUCAUCAGAGUUCACAGGUCAAAUGUAAGAGCUGAUAUGCUUGACAUCUUUUCAGAUCCUUUCAUUUUUAAGUCCAGUUUAAAUGCCAUCAUAAUAAAUCAGCUUGGCCAUGAAGAGGCUGGUCAGGGAAAUGGGGUCCUAAGGGAAGCUUUUGCCCUCUUUUGGAAAGAAUUCUACGAGUCCCACAUGCUGGGGGAGACUGAAAGAGUCCCUUAUAUUAGGCAUGAUUUUGACCACAAUAAGUGGGAAGCAGUGGGGAGGAUACUUGUUAAGGGAUAUACUGAGAGUCAGUAUUUUCCCUAUAAAUUAAGCAAAGUCUUUCUUGCUGGUUGUAUUUUUGGUGAGGGGAGCAUUACCCUUGAAAUGUUGCAAGAUUCCUUCAAAUGUUAUGUUUCUCCAUCUGAAACUAGUCUUAUAGAAGGCUGCUUGGCCAAUAGUAUUGCAUGUGACAGUGAUGAGAUGCUUGACUUUUUGUCAGCAUUUGACUGUAAGAGAAAAGUCACACACAGUAACUUUGUAGAAAUCAUGAGAGAGGUUGCUCAUAAGGAAAUAGUGCAAAAACCCAAAUAUGUAAGUGAUUGCUGGCAACCAAUUCUUGCCCACCUCAAGAUUUUUCAGAUGUGAAAUCUUUACAUCAAUUCUAUUCUUCAAUUAUUCCAAGUAAUGUGAAAGUUAUUGGCCUACUUGAAGCCAGUCCAGCUACAGCAGCUGAGACAGAAACACUGGCCCACCUCAAGAGAUUUAUUAGAGGGCUUGACCAAGCUAAGCUUACCUCAUUUUUGAGGUUUACAACUGCAUCUGAUGUUCUUGUCACUGACAGAUUGACAAUAUCAUUCACCCAGAGCGAAGGUCUACAGAGAAGGCCUAUUGCCCACACCUGUAGCUACACCUUAGAGGUGCCCAGCACAUAUUCUAGCUUUUGUGAGCUCAGAGAAUUCAUGGCCAUUUUAAAUGUAGAUAGUUGGGAGAUGAACAUAGUGUGAGCAAAUAGCAUAAAUGUGUACCAAAAAGUAGUCUCCCCAUGUAUAGCUUACUCAACUUCAUUUGUUAUCAGACUGUUCAGUUUCAAUGUAUAUUUACAUUGAGUUGAGUCUUUACAAGAUUGGUUUGCUUACUUACAACUGAACAUACUCAUUUUAUCUUGUUAUCAAGGCUUCUUAGCAUGAAUUUUGUAAAAAAAAAGACAUAGAUGGAAAUUAUGUUAGGGUUCUUUUGUUGGGUUUAAAACAUGUUAUAUUGUUAGAUUUAUUAAACGUACAAUGAGUUC